This is a messenger RNA of Funneliformis mosseae, 279 nucleotides long. NCBI's taxonomy places the organism in Eukaryota, Fungi, Glomeromycota, Glomeromycetes, Glomerales, Glomeraceae. The record is from the annotation of a GenBank genome assembly.
AUGUGGAUAGGUUUAUUUAUUAAGAUUUGGAUUUUAAAGAUCGUAAUAUCAAUGAGAUCAACAGGUAUUCACAAUCUUGUUGAAUCUGAUGUCACACUUGAUGAGCAGAUGAUAAUUGCAGGUGUAUCCGCCUAUCAGCAUCAAUUUAAGAGUAAACGAAAUAAUGCUUCUCUUUUAAUUCCUACUAAAGGUGUAGCAUUAAAGGAUUCAACUAAUUAUACAAAACAAAUUAAUUUUGGCAUGAUGAGUGACACUUUAGUGCGACAGAGGAUUAAGUAA